Apis cerana (Asiatic honeybee) is the source of this 4389-nucleotide messenger RNA. It is a transcript of the gene Myo31DF, whose product is annotated as Unconventional myosin ID. The record is from RefSeq and is a predicted model, not a curated record. Gene Ontology annotation, cellular component: actin cytoskeleton; microvillus; plasma membrane. Lineage: Eukaryota; Metazoa; Arthropoda; Insecta; Hymenoptera; Apidae. Gene Ontology annotation, molecular function: microfilament motor activity; ATP binding; actin filament binding. Gene Ontology annotation, biological process: actin filament-based movement; actin filament organization; endocytosis.
CAGUUAACCGCAUUCGUCAUUCGUUUAACGGCGAAGAUUGGUUGUGUAAGGGAGCUGGACUCCACAAGAAACGAAUUGUGUAUACUUAUAUAAAAUUAUAAACGUGUAUAUAUGUAUUAUUAAAAAAAAAUGGCAAUGCAAGAAGAAAUUGGUAUCGGAGAUUUGGUUCUUUUGGAUGAAAUCACAUUAGAAAAGAUUGUGGAUAAUUUACGAAUUAGAUAUAAUGGUGGUAAAAUUUAUACAUACAUUGGAGAGGUAUGUGUCAGUAUAAAUCCAUAUAGGAAUAUAAAUAUAUAUGAUAAUGAACAUAUUAAUAAAUAUAAAGACAGAGAGUUAUUUGAAAAUCCACCACAUAUUUUUGCAAUUGCUGAUGCAGUGCAUAAAGAAAUGAAACAACAACGACGUGAUACUUGUAUAGUAAUAAGUGGAGAAUCAGGUUCAGGUAAAACAGAAGCAAGUAAAAUUAUUAUGAAAUAUAUUGCUGCUGUUACAAAUUUAAGUGGUCAACAAGAAAUAGAAAGAGUAAAAAAUAUUCUUAUACAAUCCAAUUCAAUAUUAGAAGCUUUUGGAAAUGCAAAAACAAAUAGAAAUGAUAAUUCAUCUCGAUUUGGAAAAUAUAUGGAUAUAGAUUUUAACUUCAAAGGGGAUCCAAUUGGUGGGCAUGUUACUAAUUAUUUAUUAGAAAAAUCAAGAGUUGUAUAUCAGCAAAAUGGUGAAAGGAAUUUUCAUUGUUUUUAUCAGUUAAUAAAUGGAUGUAGUGAAGGAGAAUUGAAUAAAUUACGUUUGGUACGAGAUCCAGCUGCAUAUUUCUAUGUUGGUGCAGGAAAUUGUAAUAAAGCAAGUCCAACUGAUAAAAGUGAUUAUAAAACUGUUACCUCUGCUAUGUCUAUUCUUGGAUUUACUCAAAAUGAAAUGCAAACAAUUUGGAAUAUUAUUGCUGGGAUAUUACAUUUGGGUAAUAUUACUUUUAAAUUUAUUGAGGAUAAACUUUUUAUUGAAAAUAGAGCUGCUUUGAAUGAUACAGCAAAUUUAUUUUCUAUUAGUAUACAAGAAUUAAGUACGGCUCUUACUCAAAGAGUUAUUGCAGCUGGUGGAGAAGUUAUGCAAAAAACUCAUACUUCAACAGAGGCAGAAUAUGGUCGAGAUGCCUUAGCAAAGGCUAUAUAUGAAAGAUUAUUUACUGAAAUUGUAUCUCGCGUCAAUAGUGCAAUUAAUGUAAAUGAUACAGAAACUUAUAAAAGAUAUAGAACUGUAAUUGGAGUACUUGACAUAUAUGGUUUUGAAAUUUUCGAUGUAAAUAGUUUUGAACAAUUCUGUAUUAAUUAUUGUAAUGAAAAACUACAACAAUUGUUCAUUGAAUUAGUAUUAAAACAACAACAAGAGGAAUAUGAAAGAGAAGGUAUUGCAUGGCAAAAUAUUGAUUAUUUCAAUAAUCAAAUAAUUUGUGAAUUAGUAGAACAACCUCAUAAAGGAAUUAUAGCAAUUAUGGAUGAAGCUUGUCUUAAUGUUGGCAAAGUUACAGAUGAAAUGCUUUUGGAAGCUAUGGAUCAAAAAUUACUUGAUCAUAAACAUUAUACUUCUCGGCAAUUAAAACCAAUGGAUAAAGAACUCCAACAUAAAGUUCAAUUUAAGAUUAAACAUUAUGCUGGAGAUGUAAUAUAUAAUAUUAGUGGUUUUUUAGAUAAAAAUAAAGAUACAUUAUUUCAAGAUUUUAAACGUUUACUUUAUAAAAGUAGUAAUCCAAUAAUUAGUAAAAUGUGGCCUGAAGGUGCUCAAAAUAUUUUAAAAACAACAAAAAGGCCUUUAACAGCUGGAACUCUUUUUCGUAAUUCCAUGACAGCACUAGUUAAAAAUUUAACAAGCAAAGAACCAUUUUAUGUUAGAUGUAUAAAACCUAAUGAAGUUAAAUCACCGGUUGUAUUUGACGAAGAAAGAGUCAAUCAUCAAGUACGAUAUUUAGGUCUUCUUGAAAAUGUAUUAGUUAGAAGAGCAGGUUUCGUAUACCGUCGACGAUAUGAUACAUUUUUAAAACGAUAUAAAAUGAUAUCACAAUAUACUUGGCCAAAUUUUAAAGGUGGUAAUGAUAAAGAUGGUGUGCGUAUGUUAAUGGAUGAAAAAGGAUUCAGUAAUGACGUGGAAUAUGGACAUACUAAAAUAUUUAUUCGUUCACCUAAAACACUUUUUGAAUUAGAGAAAGCACGUAGCGAUUUAAUUCCAGGUAUCGUAAUAUUAUUACAAAAACAAUGGAGAGGAUAUUUAUGUCGUCAAAAAUAUAAAAAGAUGAAAGCUGCCCUUGUUAUAAUGAAACAUUAUCGAAAAUAUAAAAUAUAUGCUUAUAUCAAGGAACUAGAAAAAAUAUUUCGAAAUGCAAAAACAAUGCGAGAUUAUGGUAAACAUUUAAUUUGGCCUCGUGAAAACUUCGCUGUAAGACAUAUAAUAUCUGUUUUAAAAAUAAUGUAUGAAAGAUGGUGGGCAUGGAUGAUUCUUAGACUUAUCCCUAGAGAGGAUUGGCCUCAACUACGAUUAAAAAUGGCCGCGGGAAUAGUUUUACGUUCAAAGCGAUUUCAUUGGGGACAAGAUAGACGAUGGGAAGGGAAUUAUCUUUCUAAACCGGAUGAAAAUGCUCAUAGUGAUAUUUUUAAUUCUUCAAUAAAUAAUCUUCGCAAUACUGAUCAUUUUAAAGCAGUUUUAUUUAGUGCAUUUAUUAAAAAAACCAAUAGAUUUAAUAAAUCAAAAGAUCGUGUACUAGUAGUUACCGAACAUGCAAUAUAUAAACUUGAAAAUUCUAAAUUCAAAAAUAUGAAAAAAGGUAUGCCAAUAACAGAAAUAACAGGUUUAAGUGUAUCACCUGGAAAAGAUCAACUUAUAGUAAUUCAUUCAAAUCGAGGAAAUGAUUUUAUUAUGUCAAUUAUUGCUAAAGAUGAUAGAAUUGGAGAACUUGUUGGUAUUUUAAGUAAUAAAUAUAAUCAAUUACGUUUUGCUGAUUUACAAGUUACAGUGGAUGUAAAACUUAAAUGUAUGUUAGGAAAUAAAAGCAAAGUUUUACGAUUAGAAGUAAAUCCUGAAGUUUAUGAACCAACAUUUAAAAAAGAUGGUGAAAAUAUUAUAUAUGCCAUUCCGCCGUCAAUUGGUAUAAUUGAUGGAAGCGUUGCUACAAGGUUUCAUUCUAGAACUACUAAUUAAAGUACAUAAUGUUUGAACUGCCUUUUUAAUAUUUUAUUAUAAAUAUUACAAUUAAAUUAUUACAUAUACUAAAAUAAUAUUCUGCAAAAGUAUUUUUUGAAAAUAUUUUUUUAUUUAUAAAUUUUUUAAUGUACAAAUUUAUAAAUAAUGUUAAAAACAUGAAUUAGAAUCGUAAGUUAAAAACAAGUGACAAUAUUAAUUUAAUAACAAAAAGUAUUUUGAUGCAAAUAAAUAAAUUAUUAAAAGUUAUUAAAUAAGUAAUUACUAUAUAAAAAUAGUUUAACAUUGCUUAAUUAAAUUUUAUGUAAAUACAUACAAAAUUCACUACAAGUAAUGCAUUUAAAUUAUAAAGAAUAAAUAAUGUAUUACUUAAGUGAAAUAAGUUGUAAAUUUUUCAAUUGAAAUGUUAGAAUAUUAUGAGUAAACAUAGAAUAAUAAAAUAGGAAAGUAACACAGUAUUGUUUUAAAAAUGUAUCAUUUUUUGAUACAGUAGUCUUAAAUGUUUAUCAAUGUGGCAUUUUACUUAAAAUAUUUUUGAAAAUAUAUUUUUACAUUAGUAUUAAAUAUUUAUAUAUUAUAAAAAAAUUUAAUUAGAUUUAUAAAUUAUAUUUUAUAAAAUAUUUUAAAAAUAUAAAUUUAAUUUUAUAAAAAAUAUAUAAUUUAUAUUCAUGUUAAAAUUGAUAUAAAAUUGAUAUAUAUAAUUGAUAAAUUGAUAUCAAUUAAGAUUAAUAAAAUUCUAAAUAUUAAAUAUACAAAAAAUUAAAUACAACUAAAGAAUUUGUUAUAUUGUUUAGAUUUAAAAUUUUCUAAUCUUGUUAAUAUUAUGUAAAUGAUGUUAUACGAAUUGAAAUAUAAAAUGUAAAACACGUUAUAAAAUAGUGCCAUUAUAUAAAUAAAUCAACGUUUUUACAUAUUUUUACAUAUUUAUAUCAAAUUGUAUCAGCAACUAUAAUUGGGCAAUAAAUAAUAAAUUAUUUAUAUGCAAUCAAAAUUUCUAAUAUUUUUUUGUAAAAUAAAAAACACAACUUUAUUAUUUAUUAUAUUUUUUAUUGUUGAAGUGUAAUAGAAUACAUUUUUUAUACAAAAUAAUUGUAUAAUCUAAUCAAUGCGUUGAUAUAAAUAUAUAUAUCCUAAUUCUUUUGGUGGAUUUUCAGAUAAUGCAACCUGUAAUAAAUGAUUCAAAUAAAUAAAUUUUAUUAUGUUUAA